AGGUUUUGGCUAUUCUGGUCAGGGCAGUAGUAGAUGGAAUGGCAGGUCGCACUGGAGAGGCAGCAAGUACAUUGAAGGGGAAAUUGCAAGAGCUGUUGGGCAGAGUGACUUCACGAGUGACAAAUGAUGGGGAAAUCUGGAGACUUUAUGCCCGACUUUAUGGAAAUGGACAGAAUGAUAGCAGUGAAGAUAUUGAAAAGUCACUGCAGUGUCUUACUAAGGCACAUAAAUGUGAAAUUCAAUCAAAUGACUGGGAGAAAGAUGUUUCUUCUUUUAAGGAAGUAGCAAAAGGAGCCAUAGAGAUUGCACAUGUGGCUAUAAAAUGCAGUAAGAACAAAUCCAAUAAUCAGGAAGCUUUGCAGAUACUUUCUUCAGCUCGGCUUAACUUACGUGGCUUGUCAUCCAAAGCAAAGCAACGCUUUGUAGAGGUAGGAAGCCAUGAGAUUUGCAGUGAAAUCGCUGAUGAGGUGACGACUAUGGACAACUUGAUUGCUGAACUCCAGGAACUGAGCAACCAACUGAGGGACCAGGGCUGAAACAGACCAGAUUUUGUGACUGGAACACAAGAAUGAUGUAUUUGUUUUGUUACAACUUUUACUGAUGAAAUGGUAACAAUUCUAAAGCAACUAUAGCCUUAAUAAACGUUUUUCUGAACACUG
Molecule: messenger RNA, 659 nt
Organism: Meleagris gallopavo (turkey)
Lineage: Eukaryota; Metazoa; Chordata; Aves; Galliformes; Phasianidae
Source: RefSeq, a predicted model, not a curated record